AAAGGGAAAGACCGGGAUAGGUUUAUUAAAAUUUGCUAAAUAAAUAGAAAACACUUUUAGGUACCUACAUUAUGAUUUGUUUACUAUAAUAUCAAAUUUUUGUGGAGUAUAAAUUGUUUAUGCGCUUUGUUCAUCGUUCAGUUUUAUGAUUUAUCAACAGCUGAAAUAUAGUUUAUUUCUAGUUUUGAAACAUGGAUUUGUAACAGGCUGUCUCUGCACAUAAUUAUAACCAAAAAUGUUCAAAAUAGAAUCUUAUGUGACACCAAUUCUAUUGAGCUAUGUUGACAAAUAUGUGAAAGACUUUAGACCUGCUGAUGCUCAAGUAUCACUAUGGGGUGGAGGUGUGAUUCUCCACAACUUGGUGCUCAAAACAGAUGUCUUGCAGCAGGAAGUGUCGUUACCAUUCACUCUAGUUUCUGGACGUAUACAUGAGCUCCAAAUACUAGUGCCAUGGACGAAGAUCAUGUCAGAACCGAUUGUAGUUACCAUAGACACUAUAGAAUGCAUUUUAAGCCUAAAUCCACAACCUGCUGAUAAACAAACAACUGAAUCAUCAGUUCGCAGAACACAAGUGGUCGAAGCACCUCCGGGUUACAUGCAAGCUCUUGUUCGGCGGAUAGUAAGCAAUAUAGCAAUCAAAGUGCAGCAUCUUAUUGUCAAAUACGUGCAGGAUGAUAUUGUCCUGUCCCUUAAUGUGAAACAGCUCUCAAUCGACAGUGCUGGCGCUAAUUGGGAACCGGCAUUUGCUGAUAUUGAUCAAGCCAAUCCAGAGAUUAGAAGACUAGUCACAUUAGAUGAUCUCACAUUAUGCCUGGAUAGCUCAGAUUCAGAUGGAAAGAUACGAUUCUACCAGGAUCCUUUGCUUUAUAGAUGCAAACUUCAACUAAGAUUUCUAACAAGAUUAGUGUCAGCUAACACUCGACGAGCCAGCAGUAUAUCAAUUCAGUUCCGGUCAGUGAAACUCGCGUGGGGAGUUACUAAUGAACAGUUGCUGCUGCUGCUGAGGUUGCUAAAGGAACAAGAAGUUGUAGACGCGAGGGCCACAUCGCCUUCUGCUACUAAAAAUCUUGCGAAAACGUCAACCGCCUCUGUGGCCAACGUGCUCCAUCCUGUUCAAUCAAAUACAGCAGAACCAGCUCGAAGUGAGAGUUGGUCUGAAUGGGCUUGGUCAUGGAUGCCCUCAUGGAAGGAUCGAGAAGGUGGCAUUGAAGAAGCACCAAUGCCUGCUCAACCUACACCUUUCACAUUAUCAGCAUAUUUGGAUGAUAUUUCACUUGCUCUCAAAUUGGUGGAAUCUGAAGGGAAUACUCGUAAGCGAUUCCGAAACAUCCUUGAACUGUAUGCCACCUACGCAGCGGUAAAAGUGUAUCUGUGCGUACCAACAGCACUGCGAGUUAAAAUGGGAAUUCGUACCUUAGAAUUAAAGUCAUGUGGCAAGUGUCCAUGUGGGCACAUUGAUGUCGAUUCUUCAAACGACGAACUUAGAAGAUAUUUAUAUAGAGUAACAGCUGACGACGAUAAUGACAGUUGGAAAUGGCCCCAAGAUAUAAAUGAUGAACGCAUAGAAAUAGCAGAAAUCGCUGAUGAGACGACUGUUAAAAGUGAGGCUGUGCCUACGACCAGUAACGAUGAAGAUGAACAAGGAGUCGGCCAGAAAUGUUAUUCACAAAAUAAGGACCAAUCUAAAAUAUUUUGUGAAUAUGAUACUGCUUCUAUAAGACUUGAGAUGAAAGGAGACGAAGGCGAUGACCUCUGGAAACAAAUGGAUCCUCUCAUCUAUGUACACUAUAUACAUGAAAGGUCGCCACCAAGUCUCUAUACGAAUCCUUAUGAAAAUCCACCCAAAGACUUCGAAUACAGUGAUUGGGAAGAAGAGUGGGACUUACUCGUGCAACUACAACCAAUGGAAUUUCACGUAUGUAUAGGACUAAUCCAUCGCUUGGCAUCCAUCAGGAGCAUCCUGCGUGAAAUUACACCAAUCGCAAAAGUACCUACAAUGCGUACGUUGACAGUGGAAGAGUGUGAUGCCCUGUUAGACAACUUGCCUCAACAGAGGAUCAAUAUAGACAUAAACGACCUCGUGCUGCGGUUCCAUCCGUGGGACCACACACUCAACGAGCGGCCUGUGAAGACGGUACUGUUGUUUGCCGUCGACAUACCUAAAGGAAGCAUCGUCGUUACUGCACCAUUGUAUCCACACAGAGUAUGUUCAGCAGCGGGUCAGAUGCCCCAGGACACGGGCGCGCUGUGGCGCGGCUCACGAGUGAAUGUUACGGCUGCAUUUACCAACAUGCAGGCCUACGUCUGCUCACCCUCCGGAGACCAGCGCAAACCGUGCGCCCGGCUUGAUCUGCGGUUCGUCACACAUCUGCUCCUAUAUCCGCAAUACUUCGACAAAAAACAAAGCGUCUUAUUCAGCUAUGCCAUAAAAAUACGUGAGGCGAAUAUAUCUGGUUCGGCACCUCGCUUGUAUAGCGCUGCACUAAUACCCUUGUCAUUACUGAGAAACCGCUUGGCUCCGACUCUACGCCAUACUACUGUAACCCUCGACGCCCUCAACGACGAAGAUCUCGUGGCGUUGGACAUCAACGUGGAAGACCUAGCAAUACGCGGCUAUUUAACAAAGCAAGUAACCACGCACAUUGGGUCGUUACAAGCCGCACGAGCAACGAUAUUCCACUCGCCAGGUAAAGGAGAAACCAAGCAGGCGUGGCUAUUUUCCGGGCCAGAUGUACCAACUUCUUCGCCUUAUAUACGAUUAGCAAUGCAGUGGUGUUCUCAGCCAUUUCUCGGUUCGAUGGAUUUUUUGGGCAUUUGGGCUGAGCCAACCGCAGUGAGCAUCGACCCUCUGUUCAUAUCGUGGCUUUCAUAUAGACCCUAUAUGAAAACUUUCAGUGAUAUCCCUCUAACACCGGUCCAGAAGACCAUCUCGUCGUCACUGUUUUUCAAACGCCGCAUGACACCACCGUCAUCCAGUGGGAAAGGAUCAUCAGCCCGCGCCCCAAACGCAGAACAAGUUCACGUCAGAGCCAAAAGUGCGGAGUCUAGCAGCGAAAAGAGUGAAAAGAAAGAACGCAAGCCGCCUUCACCGCCCUCGCAGUCUCAAACUGAACCGUGGUGGAAGGGUCGAAAUCUGCUGAAGCUUCAUGAGCGCCUUAGAAAAGUAUUAAUAACUAUGGAACUGGGUUUGGUACUUGUCUAUGUCACCAAGAAGACUGCGUCCGCGGUAGACUGCGCCACUAUGCGCAUUGCUAUGGAGCAACAUGUGGUCAAAGGACAUCAAGUCGUCGUCUUGAGUGUGGGACGGUGGACCAUGCACACAAGUUCGGUCACCAAACAUUUGUGGCAACAUAUUCAACAUGAUGGUCCUACGUACAUCACAUUACAGGCAGAGUUGGAUGAAAAAGAAAAAGAAGAAUCGUUUCCAUGGAAAAUGUCGCUAGCUGACAUGUCGUGCUAUGAGCUCGCGGUAAUUACCGGCAUAACAACCGGAAUGAACCAGGGGAUGACGACGGGACUAAAGUCGCAGUUGAAACAAGCGACCCACAUGGUGAAACCGAGAAGCAUCGUUGAAGCGUUCACUUCGACUGUGAUACUGUCCGUCGCAAUAAAAUCACUUCAGCACAAAAUUGUUAUAAAGAAAGCCGAAGUGCCAAAACACGAACCGAAAAUGACUGCUGAAGAGACGAGAAUGAAAUUCUUUACGGCCGGGCAAGAUUUUAGACCUACAAGUCUGAAAGAAUUCUUACGAGGGCCAUCGAGGCGAAAGAGAGAAUCGUCCACGUCAGGUCAACAGUCGAAAGGAAAGAAUCCACCUGUAGUACUGGCACCUGAACAUAAACUAAUGAGUGGGGCAAUGAUCUCGCUUGGCUUCAACUUGCACGCCGACACUCCGCCUAUUGUGAUCAGGGUGGAAGACGAUCAGGUACAGCUGGUUAGUAGCUUAUUGCAUUGCUUUACGCAUCUGACAUCGUUGUUACGACAAAACCCUCUGGCAGUAGCAAGACAGCCCUCUCAAUCCGCAACGGGAGCACGGUUAUUGAACAGAUCGAUGUCUGAAAUCGAUGAAAUAAGAAGUUUGUCAGAAUCGGAUCGUAGCGAAAACAGAUCAGACCUGAUGACUAUAUUUGAAGCUCAUCCAUCUGUCACGGACGAUUCCUGCAAAACCUUCUUUUGGUUGCAAUGGGUAAUCAGCCGAGCAACUUUAAUCGUCACAACGGAAAACGUGAAACUAGCUUUUGACAGUGAUGAUAUCAUUACUUCAAUCGAUAUACAAGAACAUUACAAUCAACUGAAGAUAAAAAUUGGCUCGGCUUCUAUCAAACAAUACACAUGGUCAGAAGAUGAUGAGACAUGGACGACGGGGGCUAUGGGUGGACGUGUGCUGGAAGUCCGCGAGCCAGCCCACGCGCAGGAAGAUAGCCGUUUCCUUUCCUUAACCAUAACACAGGCACAAAUAUCUAACCUGCCACCAAGCUGGAAAGAGGAAAUGCAUCCAAAAUUACUGGAGCAAAAAACCGGAUUGGACACCAUGUGGGAGAUAUACGCAAUAGUAGCACCAUUGGAAGUGGUCAUACUGCCGUCGGUGUUAGACAACUUCAGAACAGUCUUGAAUGCACUGUCAGCAUAUACUUACUGCCCAUUGCCGGCGAGAGAACACAAGAAAACCAUAGCUGAUAUGCCAUUUUGCUACCUCAAUGUUGGAGGCUUGAGAAUUCUUAUGGCUUGUGACUUACCGCAAGGAAAUGUUGAUGACACGUUUAUACUAUCUAUCGGUAAAAUUUCACUCAAUCCACACCCGGACAAUCCAAUAUGCAGGCGAUCAACAACAGGGCCUGAGUCAGGUUGGGCCUUACUCACUGCAAAUUUAGAAGGUCGACAAUAUGAAGUAUUCGCCAAACGCAUUACGUUGCAAACCGCGCGAUUUUCGCGUCUGGUCUCACAAGAGGAAAAUGAAGCAGAAGCUAAAAAAGGUAUUACCGGAGAAAACCCCGCUCACAAAUGGGGCCAAAAGGUGGUAACCGCUGAACUUACUACCAUCCUUCACCCGCAAGAUGUGAUAUUCGUGAUGGCCCCGCCUCUCUUCGUGGCCGGUGUACUUGCGUGCGGUCCCGCCAUAGAGCUAAAUUUGACCUCAGACUGCUCCUUCGAAUUCAACGUAGACCAACUGCACCUAAUACUGGCUUUGCAGAAAAUGUUAACCCGAACUGUCCAACGUCGGUUCAGUAUGGAAGGCCAUGAGGAUAACAUUGAGGAUGAUAUGUGCCCUUACGCGCAAAUCUUGAUGAAUAAGAGGCGUUCGCGACCAGAAACGUCGGAAGGUGUAAUAUCUUUGAACAGCGACGGUGUACCUUCGGAAGGUACCGGUAACGUUUCAAAGUGCAAUGUCAGCGUGAAAGAUGUCGAAGUAGACAAGGUGGCUACGUCUGACAAUGCAUCUCAGUCGGAAUCCGCGUGUGCAGCGACGAUGGACUCCGGGGUAGAGACAGCCACUUCGCGAUCCACACUAAAAUCCGGCCAAAAUACCGAUAUUACUGCCAAAAAAUCUGUCUCUGUGGCUUUUUCCGAACACACGGUCGACGCGUCAGAACAUCUCGAAGUAUUUAUAACCAUGGGGAUGAUCGAAUUGUCGCUUUAUGCUAUCGACGAUGGCAGUGAACUUAUUAAUGAACUCAAACCAGGAAAGUCGAGGGUCGCUCAGCAAGAAACUGAGAAACCCCCAGGAAAGGUAGUAGAAGAGAAAAGAAGCGAAGCGACACCGGAGACUGGCUCAUACAAAAGCCUUACUGACAAAGCAAGAGAGGAAGACAUGGGAGUGGCUGGAAUGAAUCUAAGAGGUGCCGAAACGAUAGAAUUUGCACGGAAGAAACAAGGAAAUGUACCACUGUUUCACUUGACAUUUUAUCAACCAAAUCUAUACUACUGGAAAAGGAAAGCUAUUAAGAACAUUCAAGUGUCUCUGUUCAACGCUUGGUUUGGUCUCGGUGUGGGUUUCAUCGAAGGCCUCUGGCAUACUACAAUCCUCAGCACAGCGCGUGGGGUUCCCGAUCCGGUAACAGAAAUACCACCAGCUCUCGUGACUAUGAAGUACACAUCUGCAAUGGUCGGUGGUUCACUCUCAUCCACAAGCAUGUCCAACCCGCACGCCAUUUGCAAUAUAGACAUCGAACGACCUGUGUUGAUAGAAUUAUCUGCUGACAGCAUACGGCGUAUCGCGGGGAUACACAAACUGAUGCAGUUGAAACUAUUACAUACGAAUGCAAGCGCUAAGGCAGACAGUAAUGUAAUUACGACUCCACUUAUGUAUCGACUCCGUCUUCUUUUGACAAAAUAUGCGCUCGACAACGUUACAAUUCAAAUAAGUCAAGUAGGAGUGAGCGGGUCAGAAGGCACAAUUGGGUGGGACAGCGGGUCGCUCCAACUGGCGUUCACAGCGCGCCCGGAUCGGGUGAUGGUGCGCGGACUCAUUAACGGCCUGAUGAUUGCUACCGGGACGUUUAACGAACCUCGACAUCUGCUGCUGCAACCGCUACAAAUCGGAACCCAAAUACAGGCUUCAUGGGACGCGUGGAUACGAGCUGAAGGCGGUCUUUCGUGCAGAGAUCCCAUAGUCCGUAUGAAUAUAGACCUCGACCGUAUUACCGUGGAAUUACGCCCCAAAAUCGUCGCAUCCUUGAACGUUAUUAUCAAGGCUAUACAGGAAAUGAUGAAGAUGCAAAAGGAAUUUGAUGAGUGUGGUGAACCCAAUGACGACAACGUGUCCUGUAGCAAUAGCAAUCGAUCGAAAUCUUUCGAGCCUGGAACGUCUAGAGCCACGUCAUCGUCCGACGCCAGUGAUUCUGAACACCACUAUUACAAAGACGAUUUGAGGAGCGGAGCAUUUAAAAUAAUCAGCGGGGGCCAACUGCCUAUGGCUUACCAAGUGACGCUUCAUAACGACAUGGUCGCUUGGCGGUAUCCACAUCCUCGUGCCAUCACUAGGCUAUUGACGUUCCCCUUGCCUGAUCAGUAUGAGGAAAUAAAGGCGGUCCUUGAAUUCUUCAAUAAAUUGCUGUACCAGUGGGAGCCACAUACAUACGUUACCAUACCAGCCAACGAUCCCAAGGAGUUUUGUCUUCAAUUAGCACCUCCAGAUACAGUGUUUGCCACCACUUGGCGCUUUCGUAUCGUUCCGAAAGAAGAAAAGAAAACUCCCUAUACAUUUGAUAUCAACAACUUUAUGCCGAGACCGGAGCCAUGGUGUAUCCGUGGCGAGGUGGCUGCUGAACUGCAACCAGGGAGUCAGGUCUGCGCAGAGCAACUGUCCGGCAUUUUGCGGGUAGAUUCCUACUUCGCGCCAAAACUGACCCCGCGGGUCAAUUGCUCUUUAAGAUUUGCGGCGCUAGAAAUUCAUGUGCAUAACUCAGAGCCUCCUUUACAUAGUCACAACAAUCUUGAGGGGUACUACGUAUCGAAGCCGCUGAUGCGAGCACACCGCGUGUUAACACUCUCCGCGCGGGAUACCGUUGUCAACGGCAAGUUUGGUAGUCCGGCCGGGAAACUCGUCUUACUGAGUACUCGAUUAUCGAGCGACAUAAUGGACUGCACAUCAGGCACUAUGGAGGGAUUAAUAGACGGAUUUGACCUACAAGGCGGGGUGUCAUUGCGAGAAAAAUUGUUUGAUUCGUGGAAGAUAAGAGUGUGCGCCUCCGUCAUCUACGCAGCGUUGCACGUGCCUAGACUGCGAACCCUGCGAGCAUUAGCCGACGAUUGGCAAUCAGCAAUCCAAGAGGUAUCGGACGAUCCAAUGCCGCUAGAGAAGGUAAAAUCAACAUCGGAGUUGCUUGCUGAAACCCCGUCGGUGUUAGAGGGGAGGAUUUCCUUGUGGAUCUACAAUAACUGUUCCGUUGCCUUGCGGGUUGGCCAGGAGGGCACUGAUGAACUCAUACCUUUGGGAUCAGGCAUCCGGCUGGCUUAUAGGUGGCGAAAUCCUGACGCGGUAAAAAGAAUUCGAUUCGCGUACGCAAACCCGACCGACUGGCACUGGUCCAACAGUAUACCAUUCACUGUAGGCGAGCUUAAGAUCAGGCUCGAGGACGAGGGUACUAUCAACCAGCCAAACAACACAGGAGACUUCCUUUACGUGUGCAUAGAACAAGACGGCGCACACCGGACUAUGCAGAUAACCGGCCGACUCACGCUUGCUAGUAUGCUCAGGUUGAACCUGUUGUACAAGGUUCGUGCCCUCUCGCCGGAUAAUCAAUGGCACUCAAUAUCUUCCGGAGAACUGUCCAGUGAGAGCAUCGGCCGCAGUGUCAUCUGCAGUUCCAGCUGUGAUAUGGUGCUCAAGAUACGAUUUAUGCAACACGACACGGGCUGGUCGGGAGAUAUCCCGUUAAAGGAAUGCCCCAAGGAAAACGUACCAUGGCUAGUCAAAGUGCCAAGUGAAGGAGAUGUGCCGUAUAUAUCGGUCUGGUGCCGCGUCGUGCGAGCGCGUGCCGACGGGCGAAUCUUUGCUUCGAUAUGGCCACUCUAUGUACUACAGUCACAUCUGACUUUGGAUACCGACGUACUGGUGGUAACGGAACUAGUUGCACCGACGACAGAGGGGUCAGAGGAAUCUCGACCCCCGCCAUUGAUACAGACAGCCUCAGGUCGUGGCACCAGCACGCAUCUACUUGCACCCGGUACUACCGCGGCUAGGCAUAACCUAUCUUUUCAAUACAGAAAUAUCGAGUGUCCAGUGACGAGGGAAGCGGUGCCGCUGCAUUAUGGUGUCACAGACACAUCGGUGUUUGAGAAGCGACCCCCAGUGAUCACUGUCGACGAGGUACUACAGGAGAUUGACCAAUGGUUGGAAACGUCUGGGCGGCGGGCUCAUUCGCCGUGGCCGUACUCGGUCGUAGCCACACAUUGGCCUGGUACCUGGCAGCCGGCGCUUCUGCAGCCCAAGUGUGAAGUCGCCAUCCGGUACCAAGCAGUCCGCGCUGGAGGGGGUUGUUCACUCAAAGUCCAGCUGAGCCCAGUACUACUGCUUUGCAACGCGUCGCCUAUAAGUCUGACGUUGCGCGCGCACGACGCUGCGCCCAUGUGUAAACUCGAGCCGGGUACUGUUAUCUCGCCGCCCUCCAUAGUGCUGAAGAAGCCGUUCUUCAUGUCAGUAGAGAUCGUGCGGGAGACGUUUGUGAGCAACCAACUAGAGGUGUGCACAGAAGACCCCGGGCGUUAUGGCACGCCCGGGCAAGGCCAGGUCGCCAUCGACCACCCCGCUACCUUCGCCAUACAGUGCAACCAAAAGGUGGCGAUAAUCAACCUGCACUACGAAAUAAAAGAAGACAUAAACAUCCUUGGCCUUACAUCGGCAUUUGUUUUUGUCAACAAUACAAGGAAAGAUUUGUUGGUGGCCGCGACUGCUGUACCGAAAGGCGGAGAUAGGGAGCUAAUAUUGCGACCAAAGACUUUCAAAUUAGUGGCUCCAAAUAGACCUGGAAGUUUCCAGAGCAUUCCCCUAUGUAAGUUCUGGCUGCGGGAGCGCUGGCGCGGCGGCAACGUGUCGGAGCUGCUCUUGUUCCUAAAUAUCACGCUGUCUUCGAGCCACUUACCUGCCUACGCCGCAGCGCCCAUCCGGCUAGGCAUCACGCCCAACCGACGACCCAUCGCCCUUAGCGAUGGCAACACUCAUUCCAUGCCGGUGGUAGUGACGCAGCACAAACACGAAGGGCGAUGGGUGGUGACCGUGGCAGACGACCCGUGCCCGCAGUUCGUCAUACACAACCAGUCUCAGACAACCGUCGCCGUCGGACAACCUAUAGACACUGACGACAACGCGUUCCACGUACAGGUGGCACCUGAAUGCCCGGACUCGCAGUGGUAUUGCACUCUGCCGCCACAGGCGGUAACGCACUACUCGACCCCAGGAUACUGCUCCAACCUGCCGCCGGCGCCCGAAGCCGCCUCGCCAGUGCCCUUCCUUACUUUCUCUAUGGUACACGGAGAAGGCGGCUAUCCCGACUGGUGUCCGCCAGUGGCAGUGACCGACGGGGAACAACUAGUGCAGCUGACACGAACUAUAACCGUCAAAUUGCGCGUGCGCACCUUCCCACAUUCCACUCUCAUCGAGUUCCGGGAUGUCGAUCAGCACGACAUAUCUGCAAGUGACAUCAGGCGACGACUCGGAGAGCCACUUGGCUCCGAAGCAAUACUAGUACCAACAAACGCACCAGGUAGAAGCCAGUCCUUGGAUCGUAUCGUUGCAAAAGCCAAAUAUGACAACGAUGAAACUGUCACAAUACAACCCAGUUUCUUCUCUUCCGAAGUAGCGUCUACAGCCAUCGAGGAAGAUGCAAAUUUUGAAUGUCCAGAGUGGCGUCGCAGCUUGGAGUCGGAGUCGGAGCGCGUGCGCUGCAUGUUAGCGGGCGUGGUGGUGAGCGUCGCGGCCGCCAACGACACGCCGCCACUGCUGGCGCUACACGUGCACCGCGCGGCCUGCAUACUCACCACCUUCUUCGAGGCAAUCAGAACAACGAUUUCGAUAACCGACAUUCAGAUAGACAACCUUCAAUACGAAACUGGACAGUUCGACUUCGCUGUGAUCGCGACUACUUGCGCAGAACCACCGCAGCACGACGAUUGGCCAACGCUUUGGAAUAUGUUCACAGACCAGAAAGUAUUCUCGUCGCGGCUAGAAAAGGCGCGGGUGGUCCUCAAGACCUGUCACGACACGUGGUCAGUCGUCUCAUAUAAAUAUACCGAAUUGUCCGAAAUAGAAGUAGAGGCGGGCCCACUUGCUCUGUACGUGGAAGACGCGUAUGUGACCGCCUUGGCCGAGUUAUAUAGGAUGAUAGUAUCGAGUAAUAAGGCUAAUGAAGACACCUCAAUGGCCGAAGCGGAGUCCUUGCAGAUACCGCUGCGGCUGCGGCUGUUGUGCAUCCAUCCUCUAGACCUAACUUUGACAUUGCACACUGCGGUCCGCAUGUACAUAGCGUUGGACCAAAGCCCGCUGCACUUGAGCACGUUCAAGCUGCAAAACAUGUUCACGUCGCGAGAGCGAUUGGCGCAUGCGCUCACCGUACACUACCUGUCUGCCGCUAUACUGGGUGCUGGGUGGGUAGUGGGUGGUUUAGAACUAUUGGGCGCACCGGGAGCUUUAGCGGCUCGCGUGGGCGGCGCCACGGGCGGGGUGAAGGGCAUCGCGUCGGCUGCAGCAGCGGCGCUGGUACGGUCGCUGAGCGCGUGGGCUGGAUCACUCGCGCGCAACCUCGAUCUGCUGGCCGGAGACGAGGAACAUGCGAGGCGUGCCGCCGCCGCCAGGAGACGACCGCCCGACAGCCUAGUCGGAGGACUCAUCGCGGGAAUCACUAACUUCGCUAUCAAUAUACUCGGUGCUGUAGGUGGUUUAGCGCAUCACCCUCUAGUAGGGGUAGCGGUGGGAGAGACGGAGAGCAGUACUGCGGCGUUGAGGCGAGGUAUACUCGGCGCGUUGACUAAGCCGCUGAGCGCCACCGCCGACCUCGUGGCCUACGCCGGACACGGCCUACUCAAGCAAACAGGCUGGGACCCUGUGCCACAGCCGCGGCCUCUAAGGGUGGAAGGAGAGCCGUACCCGGCGGGGUGGCGGCGCGACAGCGUGCGGUGGACGUUCAGACUGGCAGAACUCAGCCCGCUCGCUGGCUUCGAGGCCCUGGUCGACACCACGCUCUUUCAACUACUCCUCACGCAUAAGUUCAUUGUAGUUGCUGAAGUGGAUACUGAGCGCAUCGUCGAAAUGAUCGAUUUGCGUUUCUGCACGCUCGGCCCGUUUGAAGGCUCCAUAGUUGAGCUUCAUGUGAAACAAAGACGUCCGUCUAGAAAUACUGAGGCACCGGAUGAAGAUGAUGAGGUUCAAGUGACGGCGGCGGCGAUGGCGCGGGUGGCGCGGUACACGGGCGCGGAGGGCACGAGUAGCACGAGCAGCACGCACGAGUCCCGCGUGAUGGCGCUACUGCCCACGCCGGGCCAGGCGAACGCGCUCUACGCCGCGUUGCUCACCGCCAUACACAACACUGCCGACACACACUUCUCACUAUUGUGACCUUCGACCGAACACAUGCUCGGAAUCCCCAUCUACGAUCCGAAACACCUACGAAAAUGUUCCCUACUUUUAUCUCGAAAUUGUUCCCACGAAUACUGACUCACCACCCGGUGUCCACACCAGACUUAUUUUAAACAUAAGUGUGUGAGAAACCUCUACACCGAAUCGAUAAUUCUUGUAUAUUUUACCACCACAUUAAAUUUAUAAGUGAACACACACAACGAAUGUAUAAAUAAAACUUUGGAUUUAAAAGUGUUUGAUAAGGACAACAGUUACAGAAAUGUCAGAUUAAAAUUAUAUAGCUUACUUCUUAGAUAAUAGAACGUCUUUGGUUUACAGAUAAAAUAUUGUGUAUAAAUGAAGAUCUUUCGAUAUGACAAGCAGCUAAACUGCCAUGACACAAAACUGAAAAAGGUAAUUUGCUAGAAACCACAUUUUGGAUACAUCAUUAUAUCAGUAUUAAGCGAUUUAAACUUACUACUAGUAUUAGUUAAGAAACUUAAAUACAAUUGUUUAUUUUUUAUCCAUUUUCAUAUAAGUCACGCAUCACUAUGAAGACAUUCCAAAUCCUUUAUAUUUGUAAAUAAAUAUUUAAUAUAUUUUGUAUCAGGCUUACAAUUAAUAAGAUAGUGUUAAAUGAUGAUGGCCAGUUACUAGAUUGAACUUGCAAGUCAGAUGAAUUCUGGCACUUAAUAUAUUUGUCAAAAUUAUAAUUGAUAUUAUUAUAUGUAUAGAUGUAAAUAAUAUAGUCUACAAAUUGUAUUUUUGUUAAUAUUAUUUAGAUUGAUUCAUUUUAUGACAAAUCGGUGCUUCCUCUUUCUUACCAAAUAAAAUGAUAUAAUAAUAGUAAAAGAAUGACAUGCCCCCAUAGCUGGGCACAAGAUCAUUAACGCAGUAAAUAUGUAAUAAGCUUCGUUAA
Messenger RNA from Pectinophora gossypiella (pink bollworm), 12968 nucleotides. It is a transcript of the gene Vps13B, whose product is annotated as intermembrane lipid transfer protein VPS13B. Lineage: Eukaryota; Metazoa; Arthropoda; Insecta; Lepidoptera; Gelechiidae. The coding region runs from base 236 to 12049 and encodes 3937 amino acids. The transcript is spliced from 84 exons. The record is from RefSeq and is a predicted model, not a curated record.